GGCUUUAAAAGGAGGCAGCGCAGCAUGUUUCAGACACAAUCAUCUCACUCACUGAAACCUAACACAAAAGGCCGAUAGACUCGCGCUAUACAUCACUUAAAAUGGAAUUUUUCUAUGGAUUACUUCAGAAGCGUGCAUCCAACAUGUCCAGCUCGUGGAUCAGCUUGGCUUUUAUUUUCUCAAUGCUUUGCAUGCAAGUCGAUUCCUGGUCCUACUUCUUCUCUAACAACACGAUGGACUGGGAGCAAGCCCGAGCGUGGUGCCAGGAGAACUACACCGACAUGGUGGCCAUCCAAAACCAGGAUGAGAUUGCCCAUCUCAACGGGUGGUUGCCCAGAAAGCCCACCUACUACUGGAUCGGCAUCCGGAAGAUCAACGGCACCUGGACCUGGGUGGGCACCAACAAGACCCUCACGGCCGAGGCCACCAACUGGGCGCAGGGCGAGCCCAACAAUGGCAUAGGCGGCAAGAUCCUCGGCGAGAGCGAGGAUUGCGUGGAGAUGUACAUCAAGAGGGAUUCGCAGCCCGGGAAGUGGAACGACGAAAGGUGCAGGAAGAAGAAAACGGCUCUGUGCUACACUGCUGCUUGCCAAAAAGACUCCUGCAUCCACGGAGAAUGUGUGGAAACCAUAAACAGCCACCAGUGCCAGUGCUUCGAAGGUUUCUAUGGAGACAAGUGCGAGCAUGUGGUUCAGUGCAACAAAAGCGAGCUGACCCUCCCUCCCAAAGCCAGCAUGGUCUGCACUGACAAGUAUGGCAACUACACUUUUGACUCGCUGUGUCACUACUCCUGCGAGGAAGGUUACAAACUCAGCAGGCCGGAACCCUUAAGGUGCACCGCCACCAAAAACUGGUCACAUCCACCUCCAACAUGUGAAGCCGUCCAAUGUCCGGCUCUUCUCCACUUGGAUAACGGCACAGUCAGCUGUGGAGAUGAUCCAGAUACAAGGUUCAGUUACGGGAAGAGCUGCACAUUCAGCUGCAACCUCGGUUAUCGGAUGGAAGGGCCGGCAAGUCUGACGUGCACGUCGGCUGCAAGGUGGAGCGACAUGAUGCCGCGCUGUGAAGCAAUCACAUGCCCUGCCCCCGAAGUUCCCAAAAGCGGCCACAUGAACUGCAGCCCAUCCCUCUCCCCAUCCUGGACCCCCUACCCUCACGACACAGUCUGCACGUUCAGCUGCCAUGAAGGCCACGAGCUCCAAGGUGCAGUCAGCAUGGCGUGCACCCACUUGGGCGAGUGGAACGUCCAACCUCCAACAUGCACAGAGGUCACGUCCGAGUUGGGGGCCAUUACGGCUGGUGCAGCGGUAGGUGGCGCCGUGUGCUUGUCUACUCUAUCUCUGGUCAUGUGGCUCCUCAGACGGAUGAGGAAGAAGGCAACUAAGUUUGAGCUGAACAGCAACUCCGACAUUGAAGACCCUCCUCAGGUGUACAAAAACAGCAUUGACAGCCUCAUAUAGGGCUGUGACAUCACCACCAUGAGAUCAUUUGA
Molecule: messenger RNA, 1492 nt
Organism: Syngnathus acus (greater pipefish)
Lineage: Eukaryota; Metazoa; Chordata; Actinopteri; Syngnathiformes; Syngnathidae
Product: E-selectin-like
Exons: 9
Coding region: 102-1460 (452 amino acids)
Biological process (GO): negative regulation of complement activation, classical pathway; cell adhesion
Cellular component (GO): membrane
Source: RefSeq, a predicted model, not a curated record